UGCCCCUUACUAGGUUCUAACUAACUCUGGGAAAGGACCUGAUCCUUUUCGUGGACAGCUCCAUGCAAACCUCUCAGCACCCAGCAGUAGAAGAGAGCAGGAGGUCUCUUAGAGGUGGCUUUAUAGAAACUCCAGGUGGAAAUUCUUCUGAGAAGGCACGAUGAUAGUGGUGACUGGAGUCAUGUCAGCCCCUGAACUGGGGUCCAGUGCCACCACUCCAGCUGCGGCUCCCAACUUCUCUUGGAUGCCCAAUGAUGGCAGCCCCACAGCAGUGGAGCAACCGAUAUUUCUAAUGACUACAGCUGCUCAGGCCAUUUCAGGUUUCUUUGUGUGGACAGCUUUGCUCAUCACCUGCCAUCAGAUCUAUAUGCAUCUGCGCUGCUACAGCUGCCCUAAUGAGCAGCGCUAUAUUGUCCGGAUCCUUUUCAUUGUGCCCAUUUAUGCCUUCGACUCCUGGCUCAGCCUCCUGUUCUUCACCAAUGACCAAUACUAUGUUUACUUUGGUACUGUGCGGGACUGCUAUGAAGCCUUUGUGAUCUACAACUUCCUCAGUCUCUGCUAUGAGUACCUUGGUGGGGAGAGCUCCAUCAUGUCUGAGAUCAGAGGGAAAUCAAUUGAAUCCAGCUGCGUGUAUGGGACUUGCUGCCUGUGGGGAAAGACCUAUUCCAUUGGGUUCCUGAGAUUCUGCAAACAGGCCACUCUGCAGUUCUGUGUGGUGAAGCCCCUCAUGGCAAUCAGCACGGUCAUCCUCCAGGUCUUUGGCAAGUACCGGGAUGGUGACUUUGAUGUCACCAGUGGCUACCUCUAUGUGACGAUCAUCUACAACAUCUCAGUCAGCCUGGCGCUAUACGCCCUCUUUCUCUUCUACUUUGCCACGCGCGAGUUGCUCAGCCCCUACAGCCCAGUCCUCAAGUUCUUCAUGGUCAAGUCUGUCAUCUUUCUGUCCUUUUGGCAAGGCAUGCUGCUGGCUAUUCUGGAGAAGUGUGGCGCCAUCCCCAAGAUCCACUCAGCCAACGUGUCUGUGGGUGAGGGCACUGUAGCUGCCGGCUACCAGGACUUCAUCAUCUGUGUGGAGAUGUUCUUUGCAGCCCUUGCUCUGCGCCAUGCCUUCACUUACAAGGUCUAUGCAGACAAGCGCCUUGAUGCACAAGCUGUUCCAUCAUACGGGCCAUACGGUCGCUGUGCCCCAAUGAAGAGCAUCUCCAGCAGCCUCAAGGAGACCAUGAACCCUCAUGACAUUGUCCAGGACGCCAUUCACAACUUCUCCCCUGCCUACCAGCAGUAUACCCAGCAGUCGACACUGGAGCAUGGACCACCAUGGCGCAAUGGUGGCCAUGUCAUCUCACGCUCCCACAGUGUCUCAGGCAGCCGUGACAAUGAGAAGACACUGCUGCUGAGCUCUGACGAUGAGUUCUAAUAGGGGCCACCAUCCCCAGUUGCCCCCUGAGGCUGAUGAGGGAUGAUGGCUCAGUCUGGUCUGGAAUCUUUCUUUUUAUUUAUUGAACAAACAACACUAGUCAUAUCACUUCCUGGAUGGUGCUCAAUGCAGAAGCAAGCACUUCCCAUUAGCUUUUUGUGGGUCUAAACAUCACGAGCAGGGGGAACGGGUGGCUGGGACUUCAUUGUCACAAACCAUUUUUCUAAAGCAAAAAUCAACCGGAGCAGGUUUUGUUUCACAAGUGACUGAUUCAAACCAACAGACAUGUAUAGCAAUGGGGAGCAAAGCCCUAGGAAAGAGUGGACCAUGUUUUCCAUUUUUCUUUUUUUUCCCUUUUGUGUGUGGGGGUGCAGGAAGCGAGGUCAUAUCCUCCCACGCCCGCUAAGCGCUAUGGAACACAGAAAUAGCCAAAAAAGUUUUCUUACCAACUGGGCAGCUAAAUUACUUAUGCUCCUUUCUCCAUAGCAGUUGACAUGAAUGUAGCUGCUAGUUCCUUUUUCUUUUCUUUAUCAGUACUGCUGUGCUAACCUCUCUGAACCCUUUGGGAAGGGCAGUCAAGAGACACCUGUAAGAAUUCCUGAGAACCAGACCAAACCCUUGGUCUCCCUGCUACCAUGUUCUCUGUCUGCCCAAGGCCAUUGCCAGAUGCUUCAGAAGGAAACGCCUGUGCAUCACCCCCUUGUGCACUGAUUUAUACAGUUUGAUACUUGUGGGGGGGUGGGAGGUAGGGGGGAGCAGGAGAUUUUUCCUUCUGGCUCCAGCUGAUGAUCAAGUAAAGGCCUGCAGGAUGGGCAGUUACGAAGCAUAUUUUCUCUUUGUGGGCAAGGGGUUUUUAUGGUUACCAGCUCCUUAGGAUUCCCAUGUCUCCUACAUUGUAGGGGCAGAAUUCCUCCAUAGUGUGUCCAGCUCCUGCUACUAAUGAGACAUAGGACUAGCCAUGACCAGUAAUUAAAGUACAAUAGUUGUGGUUAGAAGUGUUAAAUAUGAUUGGUAGGCCAUUGGUUCUUUGUUUCCUACUCCUCUUCCUCUUCUCUCAGUUGGGGGAGACGGGGUAUCGGAACACUUCAGCCCUAGAUGUUUUAGUACAAACGCGUGUGCACCUUCUGAUUCAGUUCCAGCACAUGCACCAUUUUCCCUUCCCCUUUUCUUAUAAAAAUCCCUCUUUCAGCCUUGCCAUCCAUUGAUUUGCUUUGGAAACUGAAGGAGCAUUGCUAUAAGGAGGGGGUUUCCCGACAGGAAUGUUCUGCUCCCUGCUUGCCCUCCUUUCUGUUGUUUGGGACCCAGCUGGAGUAGUCUGAAAUGUUUACAUGUUCUGGCCAAUUUGUUUUACUCCUUUGUGGUUCCUCCAUGAUCUUCCAGAGUAGAGUUGCCAUAAUAUGUGAUAUAGCCCCCACAGCAACUGACACAAUAGAGACUAGAGCCAAAACCCAUUGAAGUCUAUGAGAGUUUUUCCUUUUGGUUUCAGUGGGAUUUGAAUCUGGUGUUCAGCAGGAUGAAGACAAAAAGGACCCCCCAGAAGAGCUGAAAAUCUUGCCAGGCACCAAAAAAUGCCUCUUGAUGGCUUAAAGUUGGGAUGUGGGGGGAACAAAGUGCCAUAGAUUGGUUGGACUUCUGCUACUAUUGUGACUAUUUGUGCUCAUAUUAAAACUGCCCACAAAAAAGGAACCAAAACAGGGAGGUGAACGUGAAGCUGCUGCUUUCCUCCAGGCUGUGGGCCUCUCCUCAUUCCUUUCUACCACUGCCACUGCUUUUGAAGCAGCCGUUAUGGUUUCAGGCCCCUUGGCUAGUUGUGGUUAGCAAGCACAUGCUGUCAGUGCACCCAGCCCCUCUGUUGGGGAGGCUUGAGGGGAAAAGCUGGGGCCUGACUGUGUUGCAUGUGGCUUACCUUUCUCUUCUGUGCCUUAAUUUUUACGUAGAUACGUAUGAUCCUAACAGCAGCAGCAAUGCUCCUAUAAUUGACCACAAUCCAAAGUCCAGUUUGACUGGCAGCGAAUGGAUAUGGGCCAAGAGGGGGGCAGGCUUAUUGAGAACAGAGUGCGUGUCUCUUGGAGAUGUCAGUGCUGACGUGGUUUGCCUUCCAUAUUAUGCUUUUGAGAAUAAGCUGGAGGGAAGGUGAAUAGGUUUCUGGAACACAGCGGUCCAGGGGUCUGGGAGUGGUGUGGGGGACUCCCUGGGGGGUAGGAGGUCUAAAAGCAAAUGUCUGUGGCUACCAGGACUGUCUGCCCUGCAGUCCCAUGCAAUAGGUUAUGAUUUUCUUUUUUUUUUUAAAUCAGUUACUACAUAACUGAAACAAAAAACAAUAAUCAGACCUUUCACAGGCUUGGUGCAAAAUUACCUUUCCCCACCUCCAAGCCAUUUGGAAAACAGAGAUGAAGUUCAAAUGGGUCUCCCUUCCAGUGACCUUUACUUUGAUCCACAAGCACCCCAUGAUGCUCAGAUUAUUUAUUUUAUAUUCACUCUUUUUUCAGAAGCAGACGCGGCAGCAGUAUAGACUCACCUCUGUUAAACUGGGGGUGUCCAUUCCCUGUACUUCCAGCUGCAGCACUCCCCCACAACACCUUUCCUCCUGUUUAACUUAUUUGUGGCAAGCCUCCCUAAUGUUCCUCCAUUGUGUUGGAGGGAUGGGCUGAAGUUUGGAGUCCCUGGGGUUUCCCCAUUGACCCUAAGAUAUCCCAGCUCUGGGGAAGGAUUUUUUUGUUUUAAUUAUUAUUAUUUUAAAAUGUAUGCUGCAUAUACUGUGCAUAGGAUCUGGAUAUUCUUGAAGCUUCCUGUAUGUAGGCAUUUAAAGCAUAACCCUUUUGCACUAGUUACCUUCAAAGGAACGUGGUAAAAAGUAGAGUCCUAGCUACUGCAGCCAGCCGCCAUAUACCUUUUUUUAGCGCCAUAUGAAAACAUCUCUGCUAAGCUUUCUGCUGUCUCUCAAGAUGGGCAAGUGCCAGAACAAUGACUGGUGCAGUAGCCACUUUGGCUAUUAAAAGUGCACAUAUGAUAAAACUCAGAGCUUGAGAUUUUGGCCACUGGGCCCUUUGAUCAUGCAUAUCCAACUCACAGUAGCCCAGGGCUGUAAACAAAAGUCAGUCCCACCAAUAGACCCCUGGUAGUUCUCUUCCCCUCUCCUUUAUAUCAUUUAACAUACCUGUGGAAUUUGUUUAUUAUUUUUCCAUGUAGAGUAGUUCUUUGUAUAUAAAUGACUGAAAAAAUGUAUGAUAAAUAAGACAGAGUCACCUAGUUUUGUACCUAUCGUGUAUAACUGAUGUGAGCUCAGCGACAAGCCGCUCUCUCUAUUUUGGUCUUUGUGACGUUAUACUCUGCAGAAACAAGCAAAUACAAUGACAAAUAAAAAUAUAUAGAUAAUAUAGAUUGUA
Molecule: messenger RNA, 4803 nt
Organism: Gavialis gangeticus (Gharial)
Lineage: Eukaryota; Metazoa; Chordata; Crocodylia; Gavialidae
Gene: TMEM184B
Product: transmembrane protein 184B
Exons: 10
Coding region: 161-1417 (418 amino acids)
Biological process (GO): transport
Molecular function (GO): transporter activity
Source: RefSeq, a predicted model, not a curated record